UUCUCUCUGUGCUCUGAGUCCGGACGGGCUGCGGGAGGGAAAAGGAGGGUAAAGGUCGCUCGGAGUAGUUAAGCAAGAGGCAGGGCAGGACGGGGCAGGACAGGCGACCUCGCCUCCGGAGCAGCCAUGGCGGAGAAGAAGGGGCCCUCCCAGGCGCCCAUCAGCCCCCUGAAGAACUUCUUCGCAGGCGGCUUCGGGGGCGUCUGCUUGGUCUUCGUGGGGCACCCGCUGGACACCAUCAAGGUCAGGCUACAGACUCAACCGAAACCUUUGCCUGGACAGCCUGCACUCUACUCUGGGACCUUUGACUGCUUCAGAAAGACUCUCGUCGCCGAGGGAGUCCGUGGUUUGUACAAAGGGAUGGCAGCUCCGAUUGUUGGUGUGACCCCCAUGUUUGCUGUGUGUUUCUUUGGAUUUGGCUUGGGGAAAAAACUCCAGCAGAGGACACCCGAUGACGUUCUGACAUAUCCCCAGCUUUUUGCUGCAGGCAUGCUUUCUGGGGUGUUCACCACCGUAAUCAUGGCUCCGGGAGAGAGAAUCAAGUGCCUUUUACAGAUCCAGGCAGCCUCUGGUGAAAUUAAAUAUGGAGGCCCUAUGGACUGUGCCAAACAGCUUUAUCGUGAGGCUGGCAUUCGAGGUGUUUACAAAGGAACGGUGCUCACCCUCAUGAGAGAUGUUCCAGCCAGUGGGAUGUACUUCAUGACCUAUGAGUGGCUUAAAUAUAUUUUGACACCUGAAGGGCAGAGUGUCCGUGACCUCAGUGUACCCAGGAUUCUGUUUGCAGGUGGCAUGGCAGGGAUUUUUAACUGGGCUGUUGCGAUCCCUCCAGAUGUGUUGAAGUCUCGUUUCCAGACAGCUCCUCCGGGAAAGUAUCCCAAUGGCUUCAGAGACGUUUUGCGGGAGCUGAUUCGAGAGGAAGGAGUGGCGUCACUGUACAAGGGAUUUACCGCUGUGAUGAUCAGGGCUUUCCCAGCCAACGCAGCCUGCUUCCUUGGUUUUGAAGUCGCCAUGAAGUUCUUUAACUGGCUCGCCCCAAGUCUGUGAAGACCGGAAGGACGUGGUCCUAAGGGAACCUGAGGACAAGAGGAAGGAGGCAAUCGCAUUAGAAGAGCAAAAUGGAACGAUGAAGCAAAAUAAGCUGUAUAAAUGACUUAUUUUUUUAAUAACCGGUUUUUGCCUUACUCGCUCCCUCUGGAGGAGGCUGUUGUUGCCAUUCGGAAUCUCGAGCCAAUUCUCAUCCCCGUUGGGAGUUUGAGAUGCAUACCUGCCUUCUGAACCCAAAGUUACCAUAGGGGUCAAGCUGCUCGUAGAAAACCUUACUGCUAUUAAUAGGUGUCAAAUUUCUUCUUAUUUGCCUCUUUUGGAAAUAAAGAAGGAAUAUUUUAAUUUCCCAUUUUUUAAUCUUAGUAAAGAACUGCAUGGAUGGUGGCCAUAGUACUAGGUGGAGGGUUGGGUUGGAGAUCUAGCCACUGUGCAUUUAAUUCUCAGGAUAAACUUCACACUUAAGUGCAUGCAAGCACGUAAGAAGAUUGUUUAGCUUUGGUUUACAGACACUACACAGUCUGCCACUACAGUUUUGUGUAAGCAGCAUGGAAAUGAAUGAGACUUGCACAUGAACACAGAUGUUAUUUCAGCAGUCCCAAAAACUUCAGUGGGGCUUGUACAUUACUCAGUCAUGGCAGGUACUGGUUUUAAGUCUCUUGUUUGUUACCUUGAGGUGUAUGACCCACACUGUGGCGCGGCAUGCUGGUUUGAACUAGUUCACACACUGAAAGCUCAAGAACUGGACGCAACAGAUAUAAAAUUAACAGAGCUGCAGAAUCUUGUAUUAAUGUCUAAUAAACUCAAACUGAUAAAUUACAGGUGUAAGGGAGUAACCUCCAGGUUUCUUCAGAGAUCCUGUCACAGUUGGCUAGAAAGUGUGGUCAGCACAGAAACAAAGGUGCCCCCUUUCCCCCUAAAAUACUCUUUCAAUAGGUGCUUUCUGGUAACUGGUGAUACCAGCUUCACAAGUGCCAACCUCAUGGUUAUAUCUGAGGUGCCAAAUGAUGAAUUCUGGUACAUGUGGUACCUGUGCUUGUAUUGUGGUGGUUUCAAAGUCAAGAGAGGUUUUAAAACUGGAAGUUGAAAGAGCCUGAAAUAGGAUAACUUCAGAGUGACUGUUUCCACUGCCGUUUUACCUCAAGAGGACUUUAUUGCAUGCCUGGUGUGUUUUAGCUGAAGCACCUCCCAUGCCCAGGCAGUAAAGGCAGGACUAUUGGUCUGUAAAGUGUUUCAGUGGGAUAAAAUUAUCCUGUUCAGGACUAUACAUUUGCUGAGUCUCAGCCAGAAUUUGGUCUUGGUGUUCUUGUUUACUUUCCGUUUUGGAGUUACUACACCAUCGGCAGAGACUUGUCUUCCUUUUCAUAGACAUCAGCCAGGCUAUUUUAAAAUAGCCUCUGCCAUCUUGAGAGCCAGAGUCUUGUUCUAAGGGCUGAGAUUCUUUUGGAAUGCAAAUCCUGUACUAGCUUCUCCGGGGAACCCCAAAAGGCUGCUCGUGUUCUCUUGGUGUAUAGUUUUGUAUUUGCUGCUGUCUCUGAGAAUCUGUUGUUAAACACACAAAUUGAACUUUAACUCUGCUGGGACUGAAGGUCUCCCUCCGGACAGUCGAGAUUCUGCUUUAACUAAAAAUUGGCUGUCUGGCUGUCAGUCGUUCUGCUCAUUUCUCACUGUGUCUUGUAUAUUUGAGGCAUUCCAAAGAGAAAUCCUCUCUCUGGAAUCUACUCCUCUACCAAAGUAAGAUAAUUCAGCCUGCACAAGCUGCCUAUGAGCUUUUGAAAAAGUAACUGCUCCCUUAAAAAAAUAAAGAUCAUGUGCAUAGUUUCAUGAUGGUGGUUUCAUCUCUUGUAAAACAUUAAUAAAUUACUUCAUGGUGCCCAUCA
Podarcis muralis (Common wall lizard) is the source of this 2921-nucleotide messenger RNA. RefSeq names its product solute carrier family 25 member 20 (gene SLC25A20). Gene Ontology annotation, cellular component: mitochondrial envelope. The record is from RefSeq and is a predicted model, not a curated record. Gene Ontology annotation, biological process: carnitine transmembrane transport; mitochondrial transport. Lineage: Eukaryota; Metazoa; Chordata; Lepidosauria; Squamata; Lacertidae. Gene Ontology annotation, molecular function: O-acyl-L-carnitine transmembrane transporter activity.